UUCAAACCUCUCAGUUUGAUCGAGCAUGUGCAGCACAGCACAACAAAAUAUAUAAACAAAUAUAUAUAACAAAAAUUGAGAACAUAUUCUUUAUAUUCAUCUAUUCUAUUAAGGCAAACUCAAAAUGGCUGAUAAGGAUAAAGAAAAAAAUAAUUAUGUAGAAGAUGAAGAGGAGCUGCCACAGCGGCCAGAGCGCGUAGAUCAGGGCACACAGCGCUCGGGUCGUCGCCCACUGCCGCCGCCACGCCCACAGCGUAACCAGGCGCCAGACGAGGAGCCGCCAUCCCCUAGAGGUCGCCAUAUAAUCCUGCCGCAGAAAGUUAACGAAUCGCAUGAUCACACUGCUCCAGACUCGCCUAGCCCCUCCACCCAGCCGCUGACCACAGAACAGGCACCCCCACCGCAAAAGACGGGCAUUGCACGACUUUUUAGACGUAAGCAGAUCUACGAUGGAGAUCGCGGUGAAUCAAAUACCGAGCCUGAAACUAGACGUAGAUCAAUAGCUGACAGACAGGGCAUGAGAACGAAAGCAUCGCGCAUUCUCUAUACAACCGACGAGGAGGUGCGCGAAGCACUCAUGGAAUUCGCCGUGUUUAUCAUAUUUCUCAUCUUAACUUCUUUGGUCACGCUCUCAGUUCGUCAUCCCUACAUGUUCUAUUUUAAUGAUACGAUAAAGAAACUUUUCACAACCCGUGAUAUGAUUAUAACUCCCUCGGUCACUAUAUCAUUUGAAAAGAUCCUGACCAUACCGGACUUUUGGGACUAUUUAGUCUAUAAUUUUUUAGUAAAUCUACACGGCGAUAUGACAGGCAUAAGUUCGAACCUUCAACAAAUUGACAACCCAGAACCUGUAGGUGGACCUGGAGAUGGACCUGGAGAUGAACCUGGAGGUGGACCUGGAGGUGGACCUGGAGGUGGACCUGGAGGUGGACCUGGAGGUGGACCUGGGGGUGGACCUGGAGGUGGGCCUGGAGAUGAAGAAGACCAAAUUGAUAAUGACGAUAACCCAACACGCAAAGAUAAACGUCAAGCACAUACGGGGAACGCAACGAAUCUACUAGGUAGAGUCUUUUUGCAUGAGAACCUAUUGCUGGGACCGCCCCGACUGCGGCAGAUACGUGUGCGCAAAGAUAGCUGCAAUGUUAACGAUGCCUUUAUACGUUACUUCAACACAUGCUAUGCAGAAUAUUCAUCCGGAAUGGAAGAGAUUGCAGACCAUCACAUGGGCACCCCAUUUAGAACGAUGAAGGACUUAGACUCGACUCCCUUGUGGACACAAUUAAAUUUCUAUCGCACUGGCGGCUAUACCGUCGACUUAUCCUUUAGUAAGCAGAAAAAUCUACGGACUAUCAAACGAUUGAUGAAUGAACAUUGGCUGGAUCGCGGCUCGCGGCUUUGCGUGAUAGAGUUUAAUUUAUAUAACGCAAAUACAGAUAUAUUUCAGCGUGUAAAAUUUAUUGCGGAAAUACCGCCUACUGGCGGUGUCAUACCUCAGAGUCAGCUGCAGACCGUGAAAGAACUCUCAUUUUUAAAUGAUCGAAGUCUGUCCAUGACCUGCGUAAUUAUAUUUUGGUAUGUUAUGGUUGUAUACUACACCUUAUCGGAAAUAACUGCAAUACGCAGAAUUGGUCCCAAGAAUUAUUUUAAGUCCAUAAUGAACAUACAGGAUUUACUUAUAUUGGUCUUUGCAUAUCUGGCUAUGAUCUAUAACGUUUGGCAUAUGUUCAAGGUGACUGGAAUUGUAAAUGCAUUGAAGUCCAAAGAAAAGUACCUGAGUUUGGAUACUUUAUGUUUGUGGAAUACUAUCUAUGUGGAUAUGAUGGCCAUUUUGGCAUUUCUCGUUUGGGUUAAGAUCUUUAAGUUCAUUAGUUUCAACAAGACGCUCGUGCAGUUUACAACGACAUUGAGACGCUGCUCGAAGGACUUGGCUGGCUUCAGUCUCAUGUUCGGCAUUGUAUUUCUGGCCUAUGCCCAGCUGGGUCUGCUGCUGUUUGGCACUAAGCAUCCUGAUUUUCGCAAUUUCCUGACAUCUAUUUUGACCAUGAUACGCAUGAUUCUGGGCGACUUUCAAUACAAUCUCAUUGAGCAGGCUAACCGUGUGCUGGGACCCAUUUACUUCCUCACUUACAUUCUGCUGGUCUUCUUUAUUCUGCUGAAUAUGUUCUUGGCCAUCAUAAUGGAAACGUACAAUUCCGUAAAGAGUGAAAUAACUCAGGGUCGCAGUCAGCUAGGCGCAUAUGUCUAUAAGAAAAUUUCAGCUUUCUUCUAUAUGAUUAGGCACUGUGGACGCAAGCGUCAAAAUCAAGUUCUGCCACAGCCGACUGAAACCGAAGAAGAUUUAGGCACUGAUAUGGCUAACAAUCCCUACCAACCGAGGGAAAGAAUUCAUUUACGCAGAAAUCUAACGGAAGCCGAGGCACACUAUUUCGCAGAUGUACCUAAUGAAGUCAGGAAUAAGGAUAUGUACCGUCUCAACAAUCGCGUUUCUUUGCUGGAGGAAAUUCUUGAACAGCUGGUUACCAAUAUGGAUGCCAUAUUGAAGCGUGUGGAAAGCGAAAUUAAGAAAAACAAAUGAAGCUGUUUCUGUAGUUUUCAAUGAUUUGUUUGAAUUCAAGUAAAAUAUUUAAAUAUAAUCAAAUUAAAUUUGUUAA
Drosophila mojavensis is the source of this 2651-nucleotide messenger RNA. RefSeq names its product polycystic kidney disease 2-like 2 protein (gene Pkd2). Gene Ontology annotation, biological process: detection of mechanical stimulus. The transcript has 8 exons. Lineage: Eukaryota; Metazoa; Arthropoda; Insecta; Diptera; Drosophilidae. Bases 125 to 2575 code for a protein of 816 amino acids. The record is from RefSeq and is a predicted model, not a curated record. Gene Ontology annotation, cellular component: membrane. Gene Ontology annotation, molecular function: calcium channel activity.